Pyricularia pennisetigena is the source of this 393-nucleotide messenger RNA. RefSeq lists its product as uncharacterized. The transcript has 3 exons. The record is from RefSeq and is a predicted model, not a curated record. The coding region runs from base 1 to 393 and encodes 130 amino acids. NCBI's taxonomy places the organism in Eukaryota, Fungi, Ascomycota, Sordariomycetes, Magnaporthales, Pyriculariaceae.
AUGUAUCUCAUCAACCUGAUCAUCAUCCCAUUCGUGGCGGCCCUCCCUGCCAUAACCAUGCGUCAGGCUAGCACCGUUAUCAGCGACUCGUGUACCAACAUCCAGCUAGUCAACGGCUAUCCAGGCAAGGCGCUCAACGACAAUCUCAAAGGCAUAUGUUCCAGUCCUCAGGCUACGAAACUCGAGAGCACUCUGGACCUCAACCAGUGCAUCGGUGUCGAUCACAGCAAAAGCACGCUGAUUUGGUCGCCAUUGGGCAAACUCCGCAACUACUGCGACACGUGCAGUCUCAAGGAGGGCAAUGUGCUUGCUUGCACAUGUAACCAGCAGGCCAGCACACUCAAGUUGGAUGACGGAAUAGUAAUUAGAGAUGGCAACCUGUCAUGCAAGUAG